AUGGCGUCGGGCACGAGGGGUGCAGAGGCGGAUCAGAGAUUGAUGGAUAUGGAGAGGCAUACAAAUGAAAUGUUGGUUGAAAUUGGCCAGAGGCAGACCAUAGUGGAAAUAAAUUUUGAGGAAUUGAAGCAGGCCAUUGCGCUGCUCUCUACCCAACAACAUAAAUUGCUCGCGAAGGAGGAGCCAAAACCGCCGGAGGCUGGAGUGGGAAAUUUGGAGUUGCCGCCAGAUCUGGGUAGACAUACUCGUUAUGAAUUUCCUAAAUUCGACGGUGCCGGAUUGGAAGGUUGGCUGAUGCGAGCAGAUUUUUUCUUCGAAAUUGGGCGUGUUCCGGAAUCUGAGAGAGUUCGUGUUGCAGCCCUGCAUCUGGAGGGUCGUGCCUUGCAAUGGCACAAAGGCAUCGUCACUCUUCAUGGUGAUGUCGCUUAUCGAUCAUGGAAUUGUUAUGCCAACGGACGCGCCGCCCGAUUUGGCACCCACGCUUAUGCUGAUCCUCUUUUGGAUCUGUGCAAUCUGAGGCAAACCGGGUCCUUACAGGAGUAUAUGGAUGAAUUCGAGGAGCUGUAUCCGUGCACGGGUAUCCGUGAGUACCAGGCUAUGAGCUUCUUUCUCUCCGGAUUGUUCGACGAAUUGCAGAUACCGGUUCGGAUGUUCAAACCGACUUGCCUAGCUGAUGCGUAUGCUUUGGCCAAGCUCCAGGAACUCACAGUGAGGGCGAUUACAGGUAAGCCUAAACCGAGCUAUAAUAGCAGUGUGCAACCUUCGAAUUUUAGCUCCAGCAGCAAGUCGCUCACAUUGGUCGAUGAGAGCUGUGGGAAGGAUGACUGUGAGGCGGAGGAAGGGUUGGAGGGGGAAAUUGAGGCUGGUGUUGAUCUUCAAUUGUCAUUGAAUGCGAUGUGGGGAACUCAGGGUGCGCGAAUCAUGCGUAUUAGAGGGCGGUGUCAGGGGCGUAACUUGAGAGUACUGAUUGAUACCGGAAGCACACAUAAUUUUGUGAAUUCGCAAGUAGCGCAGAAACUCAAGUUCUCUCUCGUAAAUGUUCCUAUGGUAGCUGUUGAGGUGGCUAAUGGUCAGAUGUUACAGUGUCAUCAAGAGGGCAGUGGUUGUCAACGAGAUAUCGCAUGGAAUUUUGGUACAUUGCGUAUGAGUUUUAUACUCGAUAGUGUGGUGUAUGUGUUACAAGGUGAAGGGUGGGGGCCUAAAGCAUCAUCUCUCACUUGCUUGAAAUUACUGUCCCAAUAUAUUGAGGAUGAGGGUGAUACUCAUUUCACUGAUAACAUUCGGAUUGGUGAGGUUAUGUCGGCUGUGGAAGGUCAACUUAUGCGUUGUGCGUCGCUCUUGCAGGUUGAGCCUUGGCCAGAAUUGCUUCACCUCUUAUCUUAUUUUGCGGAUAUAUUUGAGGAGCUUAAAGGGUUACCUCCUAGGCGUAGCCACGAUCAUCGUAUCGUGCUGAAGGCAGGUUCUGAGCCUAUUAACAUUCGCCCUUAUAAGUAUGCGGCGCAACAAAAAGAUGCGAUUGAGAGUAUGCUUAAGGAAAUGCUGGAAGCUGGUGUGAUUCAGCAUAGUCGGAGUUCUUAUGCUAGUCCAAUCGUCUUGGUGAAGAAGAAGGACGGAUCGUGGCAGAUGUGUGUGGAUUAUCGGUCCCUAAAUGCCAACACGGUUAAGGAUAAGUAUCCGAUUCCGGUGAUAGAGGAACUUUUGGACGAGCUUGGUGGUGCAGGGUGGUUUUCGAAGAUCGAUCAUCGAUCAGGCUAUUGGCAGGUCUGA
Molecule: messenger RNA, 1767 nt
Organism: Salvia splendens (bonfire salvia)
Lineage: Eukaryota; Viridiplantae; Streptophyta; Magnoliopsida; Lamiales; Lamiaceae
Exons: 3
Coding region: 1-1767 (588 amino acids)
Source: RefSeq, a predicted model, not a curated record